Protopolystoma xenopodis is the source of this 303-nucleotide messenger RNA. The record is from the annotation of a GenBank genome assembly. NCBI's taxonomy places the organism in Eukaryota, Metazoa, Platyhelminthes, Monogenea, Polystomatidea, Polystomatidae.
AUGACUUGCACACUUCAGUCUCCAUGCCCAGGCUUGGAUUUUUUUCGACGAACCAUAUCUUUCCCAGUUCAACUUAGAUUCACCACACUAUCCACUAGCACGAAGCCGAAUCAGCUAUCCGAACUAAAUCAGGAGCUGGCUUUUACGUCUCGUGAUGUAUUUAAUAUUAACUCAUCGCUAUAUCAACUUCUCCACGAGUCCAUUAUCUUCGGAAUGAAGGCACUUGCUGGCGGGCGGCGCCACAUCCUGCUUCUACGACAGCUUCCUGUUUCUAGGGAAAGCUCAGACGGUCAGCUCACCUAG